This is a messenger RNA of Angiostrongylus costaricensis, 753 nucleotides long. NCBI's taxonomy places the organism in Eukaryota, Metazoa, Nematoda, Chromadorea, Rhabditida, Metastrongylidae. The record is from the annotation of a GenBank genome assembly.
AUGGAACCGAUUGAAAAAGUCAAUAUUGAGGACGUAUACAUCGUAUACAAACAGCUCGGUACGGGACGAUUUGGCUACAUAAAACUAGCCGAGCACAAACAAUCGGGACAAAGAAUUGCAAUCAAGUUUUUUCCGCGACCUCAAACAAAACAGGUGGAUUUCAUUCGAGAAUAUAAUUAUUCAUUCUUUUUGUCACCGCAUCCUCAUAUUGUUGACACAUACCAAGGAAUGCAUCAGACUGGAGACGAAUCAGCGUUCUUCUUCGUGCAAGAGUUCUGUCCCAGAGCUUCAUUACGGGAAGCGGUUGAGGCGACAAAUCAACAAGGUAUUGGGGAAGCGAAUACGAAAAUGGUGUUCAGUGCCGUGUUGUCCGCAGUCGAAUUUAUGCAUAACGAAAAUCUAGUUCAUCGAAACCUGAAGGCGGAAAACAUAUUGCUCUUCGACAGCAACGAUUUUUCGAAGGCAAAAAUCACGGACUUCGGCCUUACGCGAAAGGUGGAUUCAGCGGUGAAAUAUCUCGAAUACGUGAACAACUACCAUGCUCCAGAGCUAUGUGAAACCGUUGUCAAUGAGAUGUUAACUGUUAGCAAGAGCAUUGACAUUUGGGCAUUGGGUAGGCGUCAUCUUUUACUACUGCUUGAGAGGACGAUUUCCGUGGCAAAAAGCAUCUAUUAUGUGCAAACAGUACUGGGAAUGGGAGCAGUGGCUGAAGCGCAAAAACCCGACACUACCAAAGCGAUGGAUGUCAUUUAG